UCCCAUACUGCUCCUUUUCUUCUAUUGAGAGAAAAACAUGUUGUCACUAGGAGUAGUUUUGAGCACUUUCGUGGUAGCAUUGGUUACCAUAUUCAUAACUCAUUGGGUUCGCAAAUGGAGGAAUCCCAAAUGCGAAAAUGGUGUUCUUCCACCGGGUUCCAUGGGUCUCCCUCUCAUCGGAGAGACCACUCAGCUCCUUAUUCCCAGCCGAUCAUUAGAACUCCAUCCCUUCAUUUCUAAGAGAGUCCAGAGAUAUGGGCCGGUGUUUCGAACUAAUAUAGCGGGUAAACCGGUAGUACUAACAACCGAUCCAAAAUUCAAUCAUUACAUCCUUACGGAAGAAGGGAAAUCGAUUGAACUAUGGUACUUGGAUACGUUCACAAGCAUGUUGCCGAUAUAUGCAGUGGGCAAUGUUCAAAAGUACAUAAGAAACACUACUUUGAGUCGGUUUGGCGUUGAGGGCAUCAGAGUGAAUUUGCUCUCUCAAAUCGAACAAGUCAUUCAGACAACUCUACGUCAUUGGUCUACUAACCAAAUUGUUGAUGUCAAACAUGACGCUGCAAGUAUGAUUUUUGACUUCACAUUGAAGCAGUUGAUUAGCUAUGAUUGGGAAGAAUCAUCGGAGAAACCGCUAAGUAAGAGAUUUUCUAGCUUAUUACACGGUCUUUUGUGCCUUCCCUUAGACAUUCCCGGUACUACAUUCCACCAAACAGUGAAGGACCGAAAGGAGAUGCUACGCAUAAUGAGGGAUGCCAUAGUGGAGAGAAUGAAUUCCCCCAACAAGAUUCAAACGGACUUUCUUGAUACAGUCAUGGAAAGACUUGAAAACUCAGAAGUUUGUGACUCCCGAUUUCCUAUCCAACUUUAUGGUUGGAAUUUUAUUUGCCAACUAUGAGCCCAUCACUUCAGUUAUACUAUUGAGUUUGAAGUUACUCUCAGAGCAUCCUUCGAUUUUGGAGGAGCUAUAAGCUGAAAAUGAAGCAAUCAUUAGAAAUAGGAAGAAUUCAGAU
Camellia sinensis is the source of this 1010-nucleotide messenger RNA. Lineage: Eukaryota; Viridiplantae; Streptophyta; Magnoliopsida; Ericales; Theaceae. The record is from RefSeq and is a predicted model, not a curated record.